AUGAACAAGAACAAAGUAAGAGAUCAAGACAAGCAGAGUGUUCCAUUUUACAAGCUGUUUAUGUUCGCCGACAAAUACGACGUCGCACUGAUGAUCAUCGGAAGUAUAGGUGCGAUCGGAAAUGGGUUAUCACAACCACUCAUGACGCUGGUCUUUGGUGGUCUUAUAAAUACUUUCGGAGCUACCGACCCGGCUCAUAUUGUCCCCACUGUUUCUCAGGUGUCUCUGAAGUUUUUGUACUUGGCUAUUGGUACAGGCGUUGCUGCAUUUUUGCAGGUCUCGUGUUGGAUGGUGACCGGGGAAAGACAAGCCACUCGAAUUCGAGGCUUGUACUUGAAAACUAUACUAAGACAAGAUAUCGGAUUUUUCGACACUCAAACAAAUACCGGAGAGAUCAUUGGGAGAAUGUCAGGUGACACCAUUCUCAUUCAAAAUGCCAUGGGAGAAAAGGUGGGGAAGUUCAUACAACUUCUUUCAACUUUUCUUGGGGGUUUUGUAAUUGCUUUUCUCAAAGGAUGGCUGCUCACAUUGGUUUUGCUAUCAUGUGUUCCCGCACUUGUCAUUGCUGGUGCACUCAUGUCUAUUGUAGUUUCGAAAAUGUCAACACGCGGGCAACGUGCUUAUGCGGAAGCUGGCGCUAUAGUUGAGCAGACUGUUGGAGCCAUUAGAACAGUUGCAUCUUUUACCGGAGAGAAGCAAGCGAUAGAUAAAUACAAUCAGAAGUUGAAAAUUGCAUACAAUAACACGGUUCAACAAGGAUUAGCCACAGGGGUUGGACUUGGUGCAUUCAUGCUUAUUGUCUUUAGCACUUACGGACUUGCCAUAUGGUACGGAUCCAAAAUGAUCAUUGAGAAAGGCUACAAUGGGGGCCAAGUCAUCAAUGUUCUAUUUGCAAUGAUGAGUGGUGGAAUGUCACUAGGACAGACAUCUCCGUCUCUCAAUGCAUUUACAGCAGGAAAAGCUGCUGCAUACAAAAUGUUUGAAACUAUCAAGCGAACACCAACAAUCGAUCCUUAUGAUACUACUGGAAUUGUGUUGGAAGAUGUUAAAGGAGAGGUCGAACUUAAAGAUGUGCAUUUUAGGUAUCCUGCUAGACCAGAUGUGCAGAUCUUUGCCGGAUUCUCGUUGCAUGUUCCGAGUGGCACAACGACUGCUUUGGUUGGGCAGAGUGGAAGUGGGAAAUCAACUGUAAUAGGCCUGGUAGAGAGGUUUUAUGAUCCAGAAGCCGGUGAAGUGUUUAUUGAUGGAGUGAAUUUGAAGAAGUUGCAUCUUAGAGCAAUAAGGGAGAGGAUUGGCCUUGUAAGUCAAGAACCAAAUCUCUUUACAACAACGAUAAGACAAAAUAUAGCAUAUGGGAAAGAAAAUGCAACUGAAGAGGAGAUUAGAAGAGCCAUGGAGCUUGCAAAUGCAGCAAAAUUCAUUGAUAAGCUGCCCGAGGGGCUCAACACAAUGAUAGGUGGGACAUCAUUAUCAGGUGGGCAAAAGCAAAGAAUUGCAAUUGCUAGAGCCAUUUUGAAGAACCCUAGAAUUUUGCUUCUUGACGAAGCAACAAGUGCUCUGGAUACUGAGUCUGAACGAAUAGUUCAAGAUGCACUUGUCAGACUGAUGUCAAAUAGGACAACUAUAGUUGUUGCUCAUCGCUUGACAACGAUCAGAAAUGCUGAUGCAAUAGCAGUGGUGCAUAAAGGGAAAAUUGUAGAAAAAGGAACUCACGACGAAUUGACCAAAGAUCCAGAAGGAGCUUAUAGCCAACUAGUUCGGCUACAGGAGGGAGCUAAAGAAAAAGAUGCAGAGUCAGAUGGUCUAGAUAAUGGUUUAGAUAUAGAUAAGACCAUGCUUAGCUUUGGCAGCCAAAGAUUAUCAACCGGGAAAUCUUUAAGCAUAGGUUCAUUAUCUCGCCGGUUGUCGUCCACUAUUAGCAGCUUUGGUACUCCUGCUCUAGUUAAUUGCCAAGUGACUGAAGUAGGAGAUGAGGGGAGCCUUGAAAAAACUAAGAUUGAUCCCGAAGAGCGUAAAACAGUUUCCAUCAAAAGGUUGGCGAUGAUGAACAAAAAUGAGCUUCCAGUUUUGCUACUUGGAGCCAUUGCAGCAGCUGGUCAUGGAGUAAUUUUUCCUGUCUUCGGUGUACUACUCUCAAAAGCGAUUAAAAUGUUCUACGAACCGCAUAGUGUGCUCAGGGAAGACUCAAAGACAUGGGCCGGAGUGUAUGUAGGGAUAGGUUGCUUUGGGAUGGUCGUCGUUCCAGUGCAGAAUUUCUUAUUUGGAGUUGCAGGUGGAAAAUUGAUAGAGCAAAUUCGGUCCUUGACAUUCCAAAAGGUUGUGCACCAACAAAUCAGUUGGUUUGAUGAUCCUGCAAAUUCAAGUGGUGCCAUUGGUGCAAGGUUGUCUUCUGAUGCUUCAACCGUAAAGGCUCUUGUUGGUGACGGCUUAGCCUUGAUUACGCAGAAUAUCGCAACCAUCAUAGCAGGGUUGGUUAUAGGUUUCACAGCUAACUGGAAAUUGGCGCUUCUGAUUUUAGGCGUGUCACCAUUAUUGAUUAUUCAAGGACUACUUCAGACAAAAUUUCUUAAAGGGUUUAGUGGAGACGCCAAGGCUAUGUAUGAAGAAGCAAGUCAAGUUGCAAAUGAUGCAAUUGGUAGCAUUCGAACUGUUGCGUCAUUUUGUUCUGAAAAGAAAGUGAUGGAUGCUUAUGAGAAGAAGUGUGAGGGUCCUAUGAAGCAAGGAGUACGAUUAGGAGUAGUGAGUGGUGUAGGUUUUGGCUUCUCUUUCUUUGUAAUGUUCUGCACCAAUGCACUAAUUUUCUACAUUGGAGCUAUUCUUGUGAAAAAUGGCCAAGCUAAAUUUGACCAAGUAUUCAUGGUGUUCUUUGCUUUGACAAUCUCAGCAGUUGGAGUUUCAGAAUCUAGUGGUAUGGCUCCUGACUCCAACAAAGCAAAAGACUCAGCAGCUUCAAUAUUUAAGAUUCUUGACAGUAAGCCUGAGAUCGACUCGAGCAGCGAUGAAGGCUUAACACUACCGAGCGUUAGUGGAAAAAUUGAUCUCGAACAUGUCAGCUUCAAGUAUCCCACAAGGCCGGAUGUGCAGAUAUUUAGAGACAUUUGCUUGAGUAUCCCCUCUGGAAAGACUGUUGCUUUGGUUGGAGAGAGUGGCAGUGGGAAGUCGACAGUGAUUGGCCUCAUAGAGCGAUUCUAUAACCCCGACUCGGGUCGUGUACUAUUAGAUGGAGUUGAAAUCAAUAAGUUCAAGAUAAACUGGCUGAGGCAGCAAAUAGGUUUGGUUGGUCAAGAACCAAUUCUCUUUAACGAAUCCAUUCGAACUAACAUUGCUUAUGGCAAGCGAGGAGAUGUAACUGAAGAAGAGAUCAUUGCAGCCACAAAAGCAUCAAAUGCUCACAACUUCAUUUCUUCACUGCCUCAAGGCUAUGACACCUCUGUUGGAGAACGAGGGGUUCAGUUAUCUGGAGGGCAGAAACAAAGAAUAGCCAUUGCAAUGGCUAUCUUAAAAGACCCUAGAAUUCUUUUACUCGAUGAAGCUACAAGUGCAUUGGAUGCAGAGUCAGAACGCAUUGUACAAGAUGCUUUGGAUAGAGUGAUGGUGAAUAGAACAACUGUUGUCGUUGCCCACCGCCUUACCACAAUUAAAGGCGCAGACAUGAUAGCUGUGGUCAAGAACGGCGUGAUUGCUGAGAAAGGUAGCCAUGAUGUUCUAAUGAAGAUCACCGAUGGUGCUUAUGCUUCUUUGGUGGCACUCCAUUCAAGCUCAACAUGA
This is a messenger RNA of Fragaria vesca subsp. vesca, 3768 nucleotides long. RefSeq names its product ABC transporter B family member 9-like. Gene Ontology annotation, biological process: transmembrane transport. Gene Ontology annotation, molecular function: ABC-type transporter activity; ATP binding; ATP hydrolysis activity. Lineage: Eukaryota; Viridiplantae; Streptophyta; Magnoliopsida; Rosales; Rosaceae. The record is from RefSeq and is a predicted model, not a curated record. Gene Ontology annotation, cellular component: membrane. The coding region runs from base 1 to 3768 and encodes 1255 amino acids. The transcript has 12 exons.